Molecule: messenger RNA, 690 nt
Organism: Didymodactylos carnosus
Lineage: Eukaryota; Metazoa; Rotifera; Eurotatoria; Philodinida; Philodinidae
Source: the annotation of a GenBank genome assembly
AUGGUUAAAGAUAACCAUAGCACGAAGACACUUGGGAAACUAUUCCAGUUAUAUUUACCAAAAACUCAUCGAACAUAUAGCUGUGUUCAUUGUCGAGCACAAUUAGCCAAUCAUGAUGAGCUAAUAUCAAAAAUUUUAUUUUCUAGUAUUAAUGUGAAUACAAGUGCUGCUGAAGAACGGGUAUUGUUAACCGGAUUACAUGAAGUAGCUGAUAUUUAUUGUGAGUGUUGCAAAACGUUACUUGGAUGGAAAUAUACACAACGACUAGAUGCUAGAAAUCCUUCAGAUAUUCCACGCAGGGCUCGCGCAGAAUCACUGUCAUCUGUAUCAAGUGUUAUUUCUCACGUUCAACCAAUGAAAUCCACCACUUCUAAAGUUAGUCAUCGAAGUGCGAGAAUUACAACCACAGGGAUGAUCGAAGUAAUCAAAGAAAUGAAUAAAACACAGAGGGAAAUGAAUCGUGAUAAUCUGCCGAUGAUGCUGAAAGUUGUACAGAAUCAGCAACAGUCGUCUGCUCAACUUCAUCUAACUGCAGCACGAGCUCUAACACUUAUUUCUACAGAGGUUCUGUUAACUGCUAAUAAUGCUUCUUUGCCUGUACCGCAAAUACAUUCUUCUAAUUCAAAUAUUCUUCGACAUACCAAAUCAUUACACCGGAUGGAGAAAAUUCACAAAAAAACAGCGGAAUGA